UGGUGCAAGUAGCCUAAGAUAUUCAGAGGACGUUCUUGAUUGGCAAUUAAUACUGUUCCGACACACAUUUACUUCCAGUUACCAACCCACCCUGCCACUCCAUUUAGUUUUCAACCAAUGGGGCCCAUUAGCAACGAGAGAGAGAGAGAGAAUUCCUGUUACAACCCAAUAGAUUAAAUUCGUGUUUCCUUAGUAAAUUACACUGAUGUAUUAGUUAUAUAUAUAGCAGAUUCUCUAGCUUUAGUAUCUUGCUCCAUUUGUCAAUAACCAUGUCAAAGAAAACCAUAGUGUCAGUGGAGCUGCUGUGUUCAAAGUGCAGGCUCAAGGUUAUGAAAUUGGUGGCCACCAUUGAAGGCAUUACUUCCAUUGUCCUUGACCCAUCAAAGAACACUGUGACAGUGAUUGGUGAAGCUGAUCCAGCAAAGAUCAUAAAGAAGGUGAGGAAGUUCAGAAAGUCUGCACACUUUGUGAGCAUCGGGCCUCCAAAAGAAGACAAGAAAGAUGAAAAGAAAUAUAGUAUGAUUCCUCAGACACCCAAGACUUGUCAGAGAUGUGUUUGGUAUGUAGUUGCAGAAGAUCGCUACCACAAUUACUGUUCGAUAAUGUAAGCAGGUGCCAUUUUCUUCAUCGUUCGAGGGGCAAUAAGAGCAAUGUUUUGUCGGGGAAAACAUGGAAAAGAAUUGUGUUCAUUGCUUGCGCCUUCCCUGGGUCUUGCUUCAACAUUGGACAUGAUAUAACAUGAAGACUACGACUAUCUAUCCAACCGUGAUUAUUCUUUCAGAACA
Molecule: messenger RNA, 785 nt
Organism: Syzygium oleosum
Lineage: Eukaryota; Viridiplantae; Streptophyta; Magnoliopsida; Myrtales; Myrtaceae
Product: heavy metal-associated isoprenylated plant protein 2-like
Exons: 2
Coding region: 270-608 (112 amino acids)
Molecular function (GO): metal ion binding
Source: RefSeq, a predicted model, not a curated record